Molecule: messenger RNA, 861 nt
Organism: Stegodyphus dumicola
Lineage: Eukaryota; Metazoa; Arthropoda; Arachnida; Araneae; Eresidae
Source: RefSeq, a predicted model, not a curated record
AGAAAUGGAAUUAUAUACAAUCUAGUAACGAAAGGCUUUUCAUUAAUUACUGUUACUGUUUGCCCAUCUAACUUGUCUACAUUGAGUUCCUCACAGCCUGUAAAUCUUCUAUGAUCAAAAUGAAAUUUAUCGUCGUAGUUUUCCUCGCUGCCCUUGCUAUGGGAAAAGCCGAAGAAUGUGGUGAAGAAAAAGCUGAACAGUGUGUGGAUAAUUUGCUAACUCUUCUACUUGGAGAUACCACUGAGGAAGAAGUCUGCAGGGAACUACGACUUACAGUAGAUUGCCUGAGAAAUGCUGCUGAGGAAUGCCUUCGCGGUCAAAGCGAUGAAGAAGUAGAGGAAGGCCUUCGGGAGCUGGAAAAUUUGAUCAAAGAUAAUUGCCAGAACAUUGAAAUGAUAGAAGAUCCAGAAGAAGCUGCAAUGGCAAAAUGUUUCGAUGAUAAUGAAGAAUACAUGUAUGAGUGCAUUUUUGAAGGCCAAAGUAAAGGCAUGUCUCUUGUAAUGACGAGAGGCUCAGAGCUGAAAGAAGAUGCACUGAUCUGUUCGAUGUACAGUUUCAUGGCUAACUGCUUUGUAGACCGUGCUAGAGAAAAAUGUGGUUCUAAAGCUGCAGAUGUUCUUGAAGAGGAGUUACAAGAUGCUCCACAAGAAAUUCAAGAUGCAUGUAAUAACGUUGGAGAACUGGAAAUGAUUGACUUCAGUCUACUGAGAAAGAAAAAAUAAACUUUUUUCUAAAUUUACAUAGAAUAUGAAAAGCGCGGUUUGAACCGUUUGCUUCAUAUUCAAAGAUUGUAUUAUGAAGUUACAAGAAUCGUAUUUUCUUCUUGAAUAACGUAAGCAUUAAACUCAUUGCAGUUUUGUA